Ceratina calcarata is the source of this 2510-nucleotide messenger RNA. RefSeq names its product Ubiquitin-like activating enzyme 2 (gene Uba2). The record is from RefSeq and is a predicted model, not a curated record. Lineage: Eukaryota; Metazoa; Arthropoda; Insecta; Hymenoptera; Apidae. The coding region runs from base 105 to 2102 and encodes 665 amino acids. Gene Ontology annotation, molecular function: SUMO activating enzyme activity. Gene Ontology annotation, biological process: protein sumoylation. Gene Ontology annotation, cellular component: SUMO activating enzyme complex; cytoplasm. The transcript has 3 exons.
AUCCCAUUCCUACCAAUUCCUACUUGUAUUCAUGGACGUGAGCGGCGUCGGCAUUCGGCAUCAGAUUAGAUCAGAGUGUGGAUUUGCAGUAUUUAACUUGAAGAAUGGCGGCGAAUAUUAACGGCGUGUUCACCGAAAAUUUGCAAAAUGCGAUAUUGGAAAGUAAAGUGCUUGUCGUGGGUGCUGGUGGGAUCGGAUGCGAGAUAUUAAAGAAUCUUGUUAUGACAGGAUUCAAAGACAUCGAAAUUAUCGAUCUAGAUACGAUAGAUGUUAGCAAUUUAAACAGGCAGUUUCUAUUUCAAAAGAAACAUGUAGGGAAAUCAAAAGCUGCUGUAGCAAAGGGGACAGCGUUGACGUUCAAUCCCGAUGUAAACAUAGUUCAUUAUCAUGAUAGUAUUACAUCUCCUGAUUAUGGCGUGUCGUUCUUCAAGAAGUUUACAUUAGUCAUGAAUGCACUUGAUAACAGAGCUGCUAGAAAUCAUGUAAAUAGAAUGUGUUUAGCAGCAGAGGUACCUUUAGUAGAAUCUGGUACAGCUGGCUAUGAGGGACAGGUAGAACUGAUAAAAAAAGGAUUAAGUCAAUGUUAUGAAUGCACACCAAAAGCUGCACAGAAAACUUUUCCUGGUUGUACAAUACGUAAUACACCCAGUGAACCGAUUCAUUGCAUAGUAUGGGCGAAGCACUUGUUCAAUCAGUUGUUCGGCGAAGAGGAUCCUGAUCAAGAUGUAUCACCAGAUACUGCUGAUCCAGAGGCAGCAAAUUCUGCAGGAGAAGCUGCUUUAAAUUCAGAAUCAAAUGCAAAGGGAAACGUUGAUAGAGUAUCGACCAGAGCAUGGGCUCAAUCAUGUAAUUAUGAUCCGGAAAAAUUGUUUGCAAAAUUAUUUCACGAUGAUAUCAAGUAUUUGCUUAGUAUGGAUAAUUUGUGGAAGAAACGAAGGCCACCUACUCCUUUGAAUUGGAAAGAAUUACCGGAUGGAGUAGCAGGAUGUAGCAAGGAAAUAAAUGAAUCCGGUUUAAAAGAUCAGCAGCGUUGGAGUAUUUCCAAGUGCGGUACAGUAUUUGCCGAUGCAGUCAAGUGUUUAAGCAAUGCAUUAAAAGCUUCUCAGGAAAAAUCAUCGAAUAACCACCUCGUUUGGGAUAAAGAUGAUCUGAGUUCGAUGGACUUUGUGGCUGCUUGUGCGAAUUUAAGAGCCCAUAUCUUCGGUAUACCUCAAAAGACACGAUUCGAUAUAAAAUCAAUGGCAGGGAAUAUAAUUCCAGCGAUCGCGACCACAAAUGCGAUAGUUGCUGGUUUAGUCAUCCUCCAUGCAUUCCGCAUUCUCCAAAACGAUUUAAAGGCAUGUAAAUCUGUGUAUUUACGUUCAAAAAUGAAUCACCGUAAUCAGCUGCUAGUACCAGAGAAAAAUGUGAAUCCGCCGAAUCCGAAGUGUUACGUAUGCGCGCCUACACCACAAGCUAUAUUAGCAAUUGAUACGUCUAAAGUAACGAUCAAAGAACUGGAUGAAGUAGUAUUAAAAAAUAGAUUGAAUAUGAUUGCUCCGGACGUUAUGAUAGACGGUACUAGUAGCGUUGUUAUUAGUAGCGAAAAAGGAGAAACUGAAGAGAAUAAUAGUAAGCUCUUGGAGGAAUUAGGGAUUAAGGACGGUACCAUCCUUAAAGUUGAUGAUUUCCAGCAAAAUUAUUCAUUAACUGUGACUGUGGUCUAUCGAGAACGACCAACUUCAAAAGAUGAUAGUCCCGAUUUUCUUAUCUUGGCUGAUGAGAAAGAUCUCAAACCCAAAGAAGAGAAUGAUUUAGUGAAACCAUCUACUUCGAAUGGCCAGGUCGAAUCGUUUGCUGACAGUGCGAUGAUCGUUGAAACUGAAACUAUUUCUGAUACAAGAAAGAAACGCAAAACUGAAUCUCCCGAAGAUAGCGUGUCCUCGAAAAAACGGAAGUUGCAAGUUCACGAUGUCGAUGAUGAUAUUUCUAUCAUUGAAAAUGACAUGAACAACGAUGCAACUAGCAGUAAAACAGAAUCGAAAGUACGUAAUACUUUGGAAGACGAUGAUUGUAUGAUUGUACAUGAUGACACUAUACAAACAGCAGCAGUCGCGCAGUGAGUCAGUGAAACAUUUUUCAAAUUAAGAGAGAUUUGGGUAACGAGUAUAUUGGUAAUUCAUAUUAAAGUAAUGAAGUGUACAGAAAAUGUACAUAUCCAAUGGUUUCUACAGUACAUUUCGUGAUUUAAAACUUCAUAUAAUUUUCCUGAUAGAUGUCAUUUUUUUUUUAAUAAGUAACGAAUAUGAAUAGUGAUUAAGUUUGUAUGGCUGCAAACUAUGAGAAUGAAUAAUAAUGAGUGUGUAUAAUAGUGAAUAUUACCAGCAAUUUCCUUUGAUUAAACGUAUUUUGAUUUUUAAAAAUGUUUAUAAAAGGACAUAAUAUUAUGUUUCAAGUACAUCAUCUCGUAGAUUGUAACUAUGGAAUACAUUUUUAUACAAAAAAAAAUAAAUACUUUUCCUUACUGCAAA